CAGGAUAGACACUUAGCAAAGACCCCAAAGUCCUCACGAUAAUAACCUUACUUCUUGGCCACAGCCCAAGUCUAGAUAGCUGGCAAUUGGGUGCGAAUACGGGCCUAGAAGUUGACUAAAGACGCCACUAAUAUGCUGAAGGGCUGAAUAGUCUUAUGGGGAGGCGGAAAGAGGAGUUCCCCGUACAAAUAUGGACUUGUGCCCCCAAGAUGGUUGUGCUGAUCGUUUCCUAGAGAUUUUGAAAGGGUAUCAUAAGUCUAAGCGGAGUGGUUCAUUGCAUAAAUUCACAUCGAAGACCUUCGAGGCACAAGCCCUAUAUAGAGGCGUCGACAGGAACAGGACGAUAUUCCCACGGCACAGACGUAGGCAAUCAACAAUCAAGAGAAGAACAGAAAGACCAUCAAAAUGGAGGAAGCAGCAAAUGAGAUCAGGCAGGGAAAGACCCUCAUCCCGACCCCACCAGGGUUUAUCGCACUACGAGUUCUUCAGAUCGUCUUCGGUGUCAUCGCCGUGGGUAUGUCAGGAUGGUGGAUUCACGGGCUGUAUUAUGACGAGCUAGGCUUCGUCAUCGUCUGUGGCCUCUUCACCUGGAUCAUCGCCAUCUACGCCCUCCUAACCGAACGCGUCAUCUCCUGCCGACGAGCCUACAACACAUGGGCCGUCCUCUCCCUCGACGGACUCAUGAUCAUCUUCUGGCUAGCAGCAAUGGCCGGCACCGCGAACCGCCGCAGCAAAUUCACCGUCUCCGUGACCGCGAGCUGCUACAGCGACGGCAGCGCCAUCAACAGCGGGCACUGCACGAUCCUCAAGCGCGCGGGCGUCGCCAACGAUGCGGCCCUCGGCAUACUCAGCGGCAUAGCCGGCGUCAGCGCCCUAACCAUGCUCCUCUUCGUCGCAACAUUCGCCUACGUAUGCCACUACUUCCGCCUCGCAUUCAGCGCCAACUCGCCCAACGACCCCGAGAAAACCGCCGCCGCCACCACCGCAGCCGAAAUGCCACAAGGCGGCGCCCCGGGCGUCCCCAACGCCACAGAGCUGCAAGGCGGGAUGCCGCCGCAGAACUUCGCCGCGCAGCAAUCGCAGCCACUGCUGCACCAGCAGCAGGCCGGCCAGCAAUGGGUCCAGCAACAGCAGGGGUACCCCCAGCAGCCCGUCGGCCAGCCGCAGUACCAGCAGGGCCAGGCGUACGACCCGUACGCGCCGCAGACGACGGCGUACACGGGGGCGUACCCCCAGCAGGUCCCGACGCCGGUGUCCGCGCAGACGUAUAGUCCCCAGGGCACUCCGGCGCCGGGACAGCCGUACCAGGCUCCUUAUCAACUGCCCGCGCAGUAAUCGGUGAUCGGAAAUUAAUCCGGUUGGAAUAAUUGCUUCUUUUGGUUAACGAAUUCCCCAAGCGACGUGGCGUUGACGGGUCUGUGUUUCUGGUCGAGGGGGCUUGGCGGGCGUGCGGGGGAGGAGGAUGAUAUAAUGUUCCUGCAUAACUUUCGAAGCGUUCGCGUUACCUACUCAUGUCGCUCUAGUUGCUGUCC
Annulohypoxylon maeteangense is the source of this 1532-nucleotide messenger RNA. RefSeq lists its product as uncharacterized. NCBI's taxonomy places the organism in Eukaryota, Fungi, Ascomycota, Sordariomycetes, Xylariales, Hypoxylaceae. Gene Ontology annotation, cellular component: membrane. Bases 406 to 1335 code for a protein of 309 amino acids. The record is from RefSeq and is a predicted model, not a curated record. The transcript is spliced from 2 exons.